AUGAAAUCACUUUUAUUUUCAGCUAUAAUCUCCGUGUGCUGGGUGUCGGGUGUGGGCGUUGGACUUUUACCCCUUUUCGGAUGGCAUAAUGGGAACCCCGCAACUCCUGGCUGUUACUUCGUUGACGUUAUGGACUACAACUACCUCUUAUUCCUGUACUUCGCAACUAUUGUCACGCCCAGUGUGCUUCUGGUCGCGUUCUACGCUCACAUCUAUCGUGUCGUUAUAAAACAGCUCAGUGAGGUGAUGACAGUCGACGGCAGCAGAGGGCGAAUAUCCGGCGGAGGCACCAUGUUACGAGUCCUCGGAGCCGCUCAAAAAAGGGAAGUCAAAGCCACACAAAAUCUCGCAAUCAUAGUGUUCUUCUUCAUUGUAUGCUGGAUUCCACUUUACACUAUUAAUGCAGUGAAAGCAUUCAGGCCCGAACUGGACAUUCCAAACUCUUUGACAUAUUUCUGCGUUAUCUUUUCUCACUUCAAUUCUGCUAUUAACCCCUUUUUAUAUGCAUAUCACUUAAAAGAUUUCCGAGCAGCGCUCAAGGGACUUAUCUGCACUGUUUUUGGUAGAAGAGCUACUAUGGAGGCAGCUCUUAGACCACCGAUACCUGUCGGACGACCCGCAUUAGAAAGAUGCAAUGCUUUAAGAGAGAGGCCAAAAAUAUAUGUGAAUUCUCCAGUAUGGUUAAGGCAGAAAGAAGCAGAAAUGAGUUCAACAGAUGCAAGUAGGGCAGUUGUGAUUGUGACUCCAGUUGCUCCAGACGUCGAACCGUUUUUGAAUAAAGUUGCCGAUGGAUCCAGUCGUUGUCAUACUCCUGAAGCCAGGGACAGUGAGGCUGGCCCUUACCUUAUUCAGUCUAACGAAGAGAGAUGCCAAAGCCCUUACAAACGUGUUGAAGAAUUAAUCCGGAGGGUUCGCAGUGGAGAUCAUAGCUGA
Arctia plantaginis is the source of this 933-nucleotide messenger RNA. Lineage: Eukaryota; Metazoa; Arthropoda; Insecta; Lepidoptera; Erebidae. The record is from the annotation of a GenBank genome assembly.